Messenger RNA from Purpureocillium takamizusanense, 1505 nucleotides. RefSeq lists its product as uncharacterized. The coding region runs from base 137 to 1396 and encodes 419 amino acids. The record is from RefSeq and is a predicted model, not a curated record. The transcript is spliced from 4 exons. Lineage: Eukaryota; Fungi; Ascomycota; Sordariomycetes; Hypocreales; Ophiocordycipitaceae.
GUAACUUUGCCACACUUGACCACCUAUCGACAUUGACCUCGACUUCUAUUCUCUCCUUCAGCGCGCCACAUCGCACCAAUCUAGCGGCUGCCUUUCAAGAGCAUCGUGAAGCUGGUAGGGAAUCAAUGGCGACAUCAUGAAGAAGACGCUGGUCCUUUGCUUUAUCCACGGCUUCAAGGGUGGCGAGGAGACGUUUGGCGCCGACUACCAGUUCACGCGUGACCUCAGGGAUGCAGUCGCGCGCAGGCUGCCCAAGGUGGACGUCCGCGUGCUCGUCUACCCCAGGUACGACACGAGAGGUGAUCUGGGGCAAUGCGUGAGCCGCUUCCGCGACUGGCUGGAGGAAAAGGUCAUUGACCUGGAGGUCGCGGCCGGCACGCCGUCCCCGACGGUGGACCCGUCGGUGCGCACCGUUCUCAUCGGGCAUUCCAUGGGCGGCAUCGUCGCUGCCGAAAUGGUCAUUGCGCUGGCCUCCGAGAAGCCCAUCUACACCGAGGACGGCAUCCAAAAGUCCGAGGACGGCGGCAGCAGCGGUGGCAGGCCCUUCAACGCGCUCAUGUUCCCGUACGUCCAGGGCGUGCUGGCGUUCGACACGCCGUACCUGGGCAUCUCGCCGGGGGUUGUCGCGCACGGCGCGGAGGGCCAGUACCAGAACUACCAGGCCGCGGCGGCGACGCUCUCGCAGCUGAGCGGCCUGGGGAGCACCCUUUGGGGGUCGACCAGCAAGGCGGCCGGUGGCGCUGGCGCUGGCGCUGGCGCCCCCAAGGCCAUCGCGGCACCGGCCAAGUCCUCGUCGCCGUCCCCGGCCCCUUCGUCGUCGUCAUCGUCGUCAUCUCCAUGGGGCAAAUGGGGCAAGGUCGCCAUGUUUGCGGGCGCAGCGGGCGCCGUCGCCGCGGGAGGGGCAGCCGCGUGGGCGAACCGCGACCAGAUCACGACGGGCUUCACGUGGGCGUCGUCCCACCUCGAGUUCGUGGGGUGCCUCGCGCGGCCUGAGGAGCUCAAGAAGCGGGUGCGCGGCAUGGUACGCCUGGGCGAGGAGCUCGACGUGGGCUUCGCCAACCUGUACACGCGCCUGGGCCGGGCGGCGCCGUCAAAGACAGUAAGCAUGGUCGGGACCGUGCUGGGUCCGGACCGCACGUUCUGCAACCUGCCCAAGAAGAUGAGCGCCGGGGAGUGGCGCGAGGCCGUCAAUGACAAGGCCACGGACGAGACGCAGGCGCAUAUGAGCAUGUUUGAGCCCGGGGAGAACCCGGCAUAUGAAGAGCUGGCCAGCGACGCGGCAGGCUUGAUCGAAGCAUGGUCACAAAACGAAUGGUACGAGAGCAGCACGCAAAGGGUCGACCAAGGGAGCAGCAAGGCAUAUGGUGAAGUGAGCUUGGAGAAUGCAUGGGCGUAGAGGCACACCGUCCGAGCGGAACCUGGUGCGAUGAUGAAUCGUUUGAUACAUUAGGUAGUUUGUUUCUAGAGUACACCGUGAUCCGUCUAUAUACCCUCUUCUGAUCCGA